CUAAGCCACAGCCCUCGAUCUUUUUGUUUGUUGUCGAAACAGAAUCCUGCAUUGUGACAUUUGUGUUGCCCUGCAGCGUCGAGGGCAAGAGAUCGGUACGAUUAGCCUCCCUCGCCAAACUCGCCAAAGAGAGAAUCUGGCCCAUGGACGAACACCGGUAGCACGAGCAGCAGCAGCAGCAGCAGCAGGUGCCGCAGUAGUUGACCGCCCACCAUGGCCAUGAACUUUGUGACCUUCAACCAGGACUAUAGCCAUCUGGCCGUAGGCACCUCGAGAGGUUUCCGCAUCUUCACCACCGAACCAUUUGCAAAGUCGUUUGAAUCCCGAGAUGCCGGCAACGUUGCUAUCCUCGAGAUGCUUUUCUCGACCUCUCUUGUGGCCCUCAUCCUGUCUCCGAGGAGACUUCAGAUCAAAAACACGAAACGAGACCUGAUAAUAUGCGAGCUCACCUUCCCCAACGCCGUCCUCGCAGUCCGCUUGAACAGAAAGAGGCUGGUGAUUGUAUUGGAAGAUCAGAUUUACCUUUAUGAUAUUCAGACUAUGAAACUGUUGUACACGAUCGAGACAUCCCCAAACCCGGCAGCAAUCUGUGCUCUAUCCCCCUCUCAAGAGAAUUGCUACCUGGCAUAUCCUUUGCCUCAAAAAGCUGCCGCCUCAUCCUUUGCUCCACCGUCCCACGCUCCGCCAAACAGUACGCAUGUUCCUCCUACGACUGGAGAAGUUCUACUGUUCGAUGCCGUUAAGCUAGAGGCCGUGAAUGUUGUGGAAGCUCACCGGUCCCCACUAUCCUGUGUGAUUUUUAACAAUGAAGGAACUCUGCUGGCGACGGCGUCGGAUAAAGGCACCAUCAUACGGGUUUUCUCGGUUCCAGAUGCGCACAAACUCUACCAAUUCAGAAGGGGCUCCAUGCCUUCCCGGAUCUACAGUAUGGCCUUCAAUAUAACUUCGACCUUGCUCUGCGUGUCCUCGGCCACAGAGACUGUCCACAUUUUUAAACUGGGUCCCCAACACAGCCGGUCUACGGAAGAGGGCGACGAGCCUGCCUCGCCCAGCAAGACGAGUACCACUUUCAGCCGGAGGCUGAGCCAAGGUAGCGACACCCUUGUAGACCAACCUGUCGACGAUGAAGAUGGCGCGGAAUCCCCGACCGCAAUGGCAAACCGCAAACCUAAUGGGACCCUCAUGGGCCUUCUUCGAAGGACGUCGCAGCAUGUAGGAAUAAACCUGGCCUCCACGGUAGGAGGAUAUCUUCCAAAAGGAGUUGCUGAGAUGUGGGAGCCGUCGAGAGACUUUGCAUGGAUUCGAUUGCCCCGAUCCAGCUCGGGUGCUGCACCAAGUCAGUUACGCAGCGUGGUGGCCAUGAGUACAAAUUCGCCCCAGGUUAUGGUUGUGACGAACGAAGGGAACUUCUACGUCUUUAACAUUGACUUGGCAAAGGGAGGAGAGGGGACUUUGACGAAGCAAUACUCGUGAGUCGCCCCCUCUUCACCGUGUGUUCAGGGGUGCUAACAGAAAAUAGGGUCCUUGACAUCAACGACAAGAUGGGGGCAUCAGGAAUGGACUUUUGAUUUCAAAAAGCGCAAUGACAACUAGGCUUGACAGUCGGCCGAGGACCAGAUCUUGACGUGCACCGACUUCUGACAUUUAGCGCUGGCGUUGUGGCGUUGUGAUAUAAUAUAAGGGACGCUUUGCUCCCUUUGCGGUGACGAGCGGGAUGCGAGAGGGCGAUAAUGUUGUAUUCAAAACGAACGAGCUGGAGACGCAUGUCACUCCGACUCGGGUAUGAAUUCGCAGUGGAAGUGAUGGAUUCGAAACUGCAGACGAGAUGUUACAUGCGAAUUGAGAAGUCGACUGUGUUUGCUGCCAGUUAGCACUCAUUUAAAGAUUUCAAUCUGUCAUGACCGUUGGUCCAUUCACGCCCUGCAAUAUUUCUGUGUAAUAUGC
This is a messenger RNA of Cladophialophora immunda, 1944 nucleotides long. RefSeq lists its product as hypothetical. Gene Ontology annotation, biological process: protein localization to phagophore assembly site; autophagy of mitochondrion; protein lipidation. The transcript has 2 exons. Gene Ontology annotation, molecular function: protein binding; phosphatidylinositol-3,5-bisphosphate binding; phosphatidylinositol-3-phosphate binding. Gene Ontology annotation, cellular component: cytosol; fungal-type vacuole membrane; phagophore assembly site membrane. Bases 214 to 1473 code for a protein of 419 amino acids. NCBI's taxonomy places the organism in Eukaryota, Fungi, Ascomycota, Eurotiomycetes, Chaetothyriales, Herpotrichiellaceae. The record is from RefSeq and is a predicted model, not a curated record.